Molecule: messenger RNA, 1465 nt
Organism: Spinacia oleracea (spinach)
Lineage: Eukaryota; Viridiplantae; Streptophyta; Magnoliopsida; Caryophyllales; Amaranthaceae
Product: feruloyl CoA ortho-hydroxylase F6H1-3
Exons: 2
Coding region: 82-1167 (361 amino acids)
Source: RefSeq, a predicted model, not a curated record
AUAUACAAGCAAGUUUGUCAAGAUCAUUAGCUCUUUUUUUUCCUAUUCAUUUUCUUGAUUUCUUAACUCCAAUAAUUAAUAAUGCCAAUUUCUCCAAAAAAUAUCAAAGAAUUUGUCCAAAUUCAAGGACAUGGUGUUAAGGGUCUAGCUGAUAUUGGUAUUACAUCUUUGCCUACCCAAUACAUCAAACCAGAUGAUGAGAGGUUAAACAAACAAAAAAUCUCCCUUACCAAAGAUAAUGGUGAAGAUCACUCGAUCCCCAUCAUCGACAUGUCGAAUUCAGACACCGAUGCAACGGAAAAACUCAUUUGUAAUGCUGCCGAGAAAUGGGGGUUUUUCCAACUUGUUAACCAUGGGGUGCCUCUUAAAGUGUUGGAGGAUGUCAAAGCUGCAACUUAUCGUUUUUUCGAGAUGCCGGUUGAGGAGAAGGCGAAGUAUUUGGCGAAGAAUUCACCCUGCAAAAAUGUGAGGUAUGGGACUAGCUUUGCCCCUGAUUUUGAGAAGGUGUUUGAGUGGAAAGAUCACCUUAGCCUCUUUGUUGUUUCUGAGGAUUAUGAAGAAGAAGCCUUAGCUUAUUGGCCUCUUCCAUGCAGGGAUGAAGCAUUGGAAUACUUGAAGAGUACGAAAAAUGUGAUAAGUAAUCUUUGUAAGAUACUUAUGAAGGGAUUAAACAUCCAUGAGAUUGAUGAAAGAAAAGAGUCUCUCUUGACGGGUUGUAAGAGAAUAAACCUAACUUAUUAUCCAAAGUGUCCAAACCCUGAGUUAACUUUCGGAACCGGUCCUCAUUCAGAUGCAUCAACCCUCACUAUACUUCUUCAAGACGAGGUGGGAGGGCUCUAUGUUCGACGAUUAGACGACGAGAGUUGGAUUCAUGUGCCUCCUAUCAGUGGUGCUCUCGUGGUCAAUGUAGGUGAUGUUCUACAAAUAUUUAGCAAUGGCAAGUACAAGAGCGCUGAACACCUUGUGAUCCCGAAUGGAAACAAAUCUAGGGUUUCGGUCCCAAUUUUUGUGCAUCCGACUUUUAAUGAUAUUAUUGGUCCAUUACAAGAGAUUGUUGAUAGAGGAGAUAAGCCAAUUUACAAAGAUGUUUCUUUCUUGGAUUAUAUGAAGUACUUUUUAAGUAAACCUCAUGAUGGAAAGGCCACGAUCGAUUUUGCGAGCAUUUAAGAUAUAAUAAUUCGGUAUCAAUGAAGUUAAUUAUUGGAAGACUUAUAAGCUUCUACUACUAUUGCGCGCUUUCCUUGUAGCUUAUAAGUAAAUUAAGCUCAGUUAAGUACUUGUUUACUUAUAUAUUCUCAUAUGCUAAUUAAUAAGUCGUGAUUCUUAUAAAUGAACACUUUGUAUUACAAUGAAUUGAAUGUACUCUGUAUUAUUUGAAUAAAUAUAAAGUAACAGAGGAUACUAAAGGUAUACUCGUAAUUUUACUAUUGUACAAUAUUAUUAUAUAUAUGAGUCACAGACACCC